Triplophysa dalaica is the source of this 2313-nucleotide messenger RNA. It is a transcript of the gene scamp3, whose product is annotated as secretory carrier membrane protein 3. The coding region runs from base 399 to 1427 and encodes 342 amino acids. Gene Ontology annotation, biological process: protein transport. Gene Ontology annotation, cellular component: trans-Golgi network membrane; recycling endosome membrane. Lineage: Eukaryota; Metazoa; Chordata; Actinopteri; Cypriniformes; Nemacheilidae. The record is from RefSeq and is a predicted model, not a curated record. The transcript is spliced from 9 exons.
GUGAACGCUCUUCCUGAACACCAGCGCUAAGAUACGAUAGCGCCGUUAGUAGAGUGAAAUUGAAACUAAACCGUUUGGCUCGUCAACACGACCAAAGAAAUACAUUAACAAGAGCAAACAAGAAGAGCAUAAAACCGCGACAAAAUAAAUAAAGCGAAUAUAACCGGGUUAAAGAGAAGGCUGACGUCUCGUUUCUGUGUUGUUUGGUUAACGCUAGCUAGCUAACGUAGUGUUAACCGGACGCAAUCUCUUUGUUUUGGUUAAAUAUUUAUAAAGUAAGCAAGAAUUCACAGGCUUGGCUGAGUUUGACUCUCACCUGCACGAACGUCCCUGCUCGGUCUUUAGCUUGACCUGUUUUUAUAAAUUGGCAAGAUAUAAUUUGACAAACCAGUACCAGUAUGUCAAAAUAUAGCGCUUUUCCCGAAGCAGCGGAUGAUCACAAUCCUUUUCAGGAUCCAUCAGUGAUGCAGCAUAGCAGUAACGCUGGCUACGCCACUCUGGACCUUUAUAACCCAUUUGACAACAGCACAGCUGGGCCUCCGCCCCCUUAUGAGGCCACAUCUCCUUCAGCGCUGCCCCCUGCUCAGACACCAACAAGUAGCACCACACCCACUGAACCCAAGAAUUAUGGAUCCUAUGGAACACAGUCUGAAGUCAAGGCCACCACUGCAGAACUGUUACGGAAGCAGGAGGAAUUAGAAAGGAAAGCGAAGGAGCUGGAGAGAAGAGAGCGAGAGCUGGACGCUCAUGCGCUUGGAUCUGGAGCAUCUCGUCAGAAUAAUUGGCCCCCACUGCCCUCCUUCUGUCCGGUGGGACCCUGUUUCUACCAGGACAUUAAUGUGGAGAUCAGCCAAAACUUCCAGCGCACUGUCACCACUAUGUACUACUACUGGAUGUUCACAGCAUGCACUUUGGCCUUUAACCUCUUCUCCUGCUUGGCUAUGUUCUGUGUGGAUCCUGGUAAUGGAGUGGGCUUUGGUCUUGCCAUCCUGUGGGCUCUCCUCUUCACCCCCUGCUCUUUCGUCUGUUGGUACAGGCCUGUGUACAAAGCAUUUAGGAGUGACAGUUCUUUCAACUUCUUUGCAUUCUUUUUCGUCUUCUUCGCCCAGCUGGUGCUUUACGUUAUUAUGACUAUUGGCAUCCCUGGCUGGGGCUUCAGUGGCUGGAUCGUGAGUCUUGCUGCUCUUCGGACCAGCAAGGCGGUGGGUGUGAUCAUGUUGUUAAACUCCGUGCUCUUCACCGCUCAAGCAGCGAUGGGAGUCGUGCUGCUCAAGAGGGUUCAUUCUAUGUACAGGAAGACUGAGGCGAGUUUCCAGAAGGCCCAGGCAGAGUUUGCCACCGGUGUGCUUUCCAAUCAGGCCGUGCGUCAGGCAGCUGCCAGCGCCACUGUCUCUGCGGCACAGGGCGCCUUCACUGCACCCCGGUAGAAAUGAGGCUGAAGAAUCCGAUUAGUUACGCAGCCUUGAAACAAAGUGACUUAGCACUCUUAAACAUAGUUGCAAACCAACAAACACACCCUUACCCUAGACCCUGCAUGCACGACAGAAUAAACGGACUCAUAAUGAGUAUCCGUCGAUGAGGACCUAAGAUCGACUUCUACAAUUCUUAAAAAAGUCAACUGCUCAAAAACAACUAAAUAUCACUGUAAUGUUUUGAAUACCUAAAGCUUGUAAUUGUAAUUUUUAACAUUGCUAGGGCUUGCAGAGUUCUUAAGAUUUGCCACAUCUGCCUUUAGUUUUUUCCCCAACUUUGUUCUUUAUGUAUAAAUAGAUGUAUACGGCCAGGAGUUAUUUCAUUAUUCUGAGAUUACAACCCGAGAAAUUAAAUUUGCCAAUAGCUUUUCUUAAAUGUGAGAGGCGAAUCUCUUGUCACAUUAUAGAGAUUCAUGAUUCAUUUUAUCAGUCUGAAAAUGGGUUGAUUUCUUUCUUUGUAUGCCAGAUAUUAUUUAUGAAAUAGCAUGUUUUGAUGCAAUUAAACUACUGUACUUUCCUCUAGAAAGUGAUACACGCCUACGUGUCAUGAAUUAGCACAGCUGAUAACAUUGUGCUUUGGGAUAGAAAAUUGAAUUUGACGCAUAAAUAUAAAGUUUCUUACAUGGUAGCAGGCAGUGAUCGCUUCCAACUUGUGUUGCUUUUGUGAUUUUUACGUUGUGUUUAUUCGUCAUUUCUAUCUAACCUUUUGUCUGACACUAAGGUAUAAACCUGAACAUAAGUAUUACUCGGUUGUUUUUAUUUGUUGUGUUUUUUUGCUGCUGUGUUUAUGUCGUAAGUGCCAAUGUGUUCUUUAUUUUUUAUUAAAGUUUAUGAAAACGCA